This is a messenger RNA of Spinacia oleracea (spinach), 3311 nucleotides long. RefSeq names its product histone-lysine N-methyltransferase CLF. Gene Ontology annotation, molecular function: histone H3K27 methyltransferase activity; chromatin binding; protein binding. The coding region runs from base 376 to 3030 and encodes 884 amino acids. NCBI's taxonomy places the organism in Eukaryota, Viridiplantae, Streptophyta, Magnoliopsida, Caryophyllales, Amaranthaceae. Gene Ontology annotation, biological process: heterochromatin formation. The record is from RefSeq and is a predicted model, not a curated record. Gene Ontology annotation, cellular component: PcG protein complex; nucleus. The transcript is spliced from 17 exons.
UUUUAAAACUUUUAAACACCAGCUUAAUUUCCUCAUAAACACGGCUGAAUGAUCCACUUUACUACAAUCCAUUGUCCGAACCAAUAACUAUUUCUCCACCAUAUUUAUUUGUAAGUUAUUUGGAACCUUGGCUUUGGUUUGGGUUUGAAUUCACUUUGUCAAACUCCGAAUCUGGCAAAUGGCAUAGUCGUAUCUCCUCUGCAUUUCCGCACCCUCCUCCUUUUAAAACCCUAACAACAAAGGGUACCAUCUUGUAGUUGUGUCUCUAGUCCACGGCUUCUCUGCUAACCGCUCCUCCUCGCUGCUGCUGUUCUCGGUUAUUACCUGCAAGACGGGCCUGCAGGUUCUACUGCUUAGCUAUCCGAGAUUACGAAAAUGAGUGCGGUACCGAAAGAGAUUAUUUCGGUUAUUGAUUCAUUGAAGCAACAAGUUGAAGCUCAACGGCAUGUUUAUGUUAAGAACUUAAUGGAAGAAAACAAGCAAAAGUUAUCCAAAGUGACUUUAAUGAAGGAAAGAAGAAGUGUGACGGUUAACGACAUGGAAAAAAAUGCCGGUUUAUUGGUAAAAAAGCAGAAUGAUGCGGUUAAUAUGCAAAAUGAUUUCGAAUCAGGUAACAAGGGUGAUGAUUGCAAUGGUUCACAAGAAAAUUCAGCGAUACUUCUGGGUUCUCCUUUCCCUAAUAAGAAUACUAUCCGAGCAACUAAACUUCCUGAAGUGAAGAGAUUACCACCUUAUACUACAUGGAUAUUUUUGGACAGAAACCAAAGGAUGACAGAAGACCAAUCAGUGCUAGGUCGAAGAAGAAUUUAUUAUGAUCCAACUGGCGGGGAAGCUUUGAUUUGCAGUGACAGUGAGGAGGAAGUAAUUGAGGAUGAAGAAGACAAGAAGGCAUUUGCUAGAUCAGAAGAUUACAUCCUGCGAAUGACAGUGCAGGAAGCUGGUUUAUCAGAUGCUGUUUUGGAUUUACUGGGACAGUGCUUUUCCAAAAAGCCUAGUGAUGUCAAGGCAAGAUAUGAAGUUCUUUGUGGGGAAGAGAAGGCUACGGAAGGUCUAAGAAAGGGGGAGACCGUAGAGACUUCAGAAAAUUCAAACCCGUAUCUCGAUAAAGAUUUGGAAGGAGCUUUGGAUUCUUUUGACAACUUGUUCUGUCGCCGGUGUUACGUUUUUGAUUGUAGAUUGCAUGGAUGCUCACAAGAUCUCAUUUUUCCUACUGAGAAACAACACCCUUGGAGUUCUUCGGAAGAGGCAAAUGUAACAUGUGGGUUGCACUGCUAUCGUUCGGCUCCCAAGUGUGAAGGUGAUUCUGUAGUUAUCUCCCAUAAAUGUGAUGGCCCUGAAGCAAGGGCUAGUCUUUCUUCUGAUGAUGCUUUUGUUGAGGUAUCACCAAGAAAGAAGUCUAAUGGUUCUUCCAACAAGCGAAAGGGGUCCACUCAAAGUGAAAGUGCCUCGUCAAACGCAAGAAGUGCAUCUGAUAGUAGUGAUUCAGAUGAAAGACUUGCUCAAGAUAACAACUCUGUUGACCAACCUUCUAUCCAUCAUAAGGGUAAGUUGAUUGGGAAAUCUGGACCUCGCAAAAGUAGGAACAAGCGAGCUGCUGAAAGGAUAAUUGUUGCAAUGCAGAAGAGGCAUAAGAAGGCGGUGGCUCAAGACGCUGAUUCAAUUAGCGCUGGGCCUACCUUGUCUAGAGAUAUGAAACUUCGAUCUCGGGCACGCAAGGAGGAUGAAGUUGCAAGUUCUUCGAAGAAGAAAGGAAAUUCAAGCACUGGUGAAAAGUCAAGAAAGGCUUCACCAGCUGUGGGCAGCUCCCAGUCCUUGAAUUGUGAUAGUGAGCCUUUAAAUAUAGCACUCACUGACCAAUCUAUGGGUAUUUUGGAUGACGUGUCAAGGAAAGAAGAACUUGUAGAUGAAAGCCCCGGAAAACUAGAAGUAUACAAUGAUAAUUCUUGGAAGGCCCUUGAAAAAGCACUUUAUGAGAAGGGCUUGGAGAUUUUCGGCAGGAACAGUUGUUUGAUUGCUAGAAACCUUUUGAAUGGACUGAAGACAUGUUCAGAGGUUUACCAGUACAUGAAUCGCUUGAAUAAUAAGCUAUCCUGCCAAGGUGGUGAUGAUGAGAGUAACCUUGAAUGCAAUGAAACUACGGGCAAUGAAGUCAGGAGGAGAUCAAGAUAUGUUCGGCGGAGAGGUAGAGUUCGUCGUUUGAAGUAUACUUGGAAGUCUACUGGUUACCAUUCCAUCAGAAAACGAAUUUCAGAGAGGAAAGAUCAGCCUUGUCGACAGUAUAAUCCUUGUGGGUGUGAAGCUGCUUGCGGAAAGCAGUGUUCAUGUCUUUUAAAUGGUACAUGCUGUGAAAAAUAUUGCGGGUGUCCUAAGAGCUGCAAAAAUAGAUUCCGGGGAUGCCACUGUGCUAAAAGUCAAUGCAGAAGUCGUCAAUGUCCAUGCUUUGCUGCAGAUAGGGAAUGUGAUCCGGAUGUCUGUCGUAAUUGCUGGGUGAGUUGCGGUGAUGGUACACUUGGUGUCCCAAAUCAAAGAGGUGACAAUUAUGGAUGUAGAAAUAUGAAGCUUUUGCUCAAGCAACAACAACGGGUUCUACUUGGUAGGUCUGAUGUUUCUGGUUGGGGAGCAUUUCUUAAGAAUGGUGUUGGUAAACAUGAAUACCUUGGAGAGUACACUGGGGAGUUAAUCUCACAUCGAGAAGCCGAUAAGCGUGGAAAAAUAUAUGAUCGUGAAAAUUCCUCAUUUCUCUUCAAUCUCAAUGACCAGUUUGUUCUAGAUGCUUAUCGGAAAGGGGACAAGUUGAAAUUUGCCAACCAUUCUCCUGAUCCAAAUUGUUAUGCGAAGGUUAUUAUGGUAGCUGGUGAUCAUCGAGUGGGCAUAUUUGCUAAGGAAAGAAUAAAUGCAGGGGAAGAACUUUUCUAUGAUUAUCGUUAUGAGCCAGAUCGAGCUCCAGCCUGGGCCCGUAAGCCCGAGGAACCUGGAUCUAAAAAAGAGGCUGCGGGUCCUUCCACCGGUCGUGCAAAGAAGCUCGCUUAAUCUAAUACAAUUCCGUCUCAAAUCAAAAAAUCAUUUUUUGUCAUUCUUUGCAGGUCGCGCGUUAUUUAUAUUUAUAAAAGCGGUGAAAUCCUAACCACUGAUUAGUGACGACCUUAUCAGGGAAAUAUUUUUUGAUUCGAAUUCACAGUCUAACUCAAAUGUAUGAAUGUAUCUACAUACGUUGUAAAAGGUGAUGACUUCUACUGCUGCCCUGAUAUGUACUCAACAUCAAUCUUUACUGGAGAUCUGAUUCUUAUUGAAUUAUGUAUUGUUUCAUCUGA